CUGCACUACAAACUUGACGGACGUACAUGAGGACAGCGCACCGAUAACUUAUCUUAUUGCUGGGCUGGUGGAAAAUUCAUAACACUUUGGAGGUUGAUUUGUGGAUUAUCUGCACCAGACCUCAACAUAGCUGUUUGACGGACCACAAUGGCUGUGUACUCCAGACACCUGGAUCUCUCCUUGCCUUGACAAUACAGUUUACAAUUAAACGUGAGAAAGACAAACAUCUCAUAAUACUUAGCACCAACCAGGAGUUUCUUUGUUGAACUGUUUCUGUUCUUGUUGAGUAUUAUAUCACUGAGCGACUUCAUCAGACAUCACCAUGCCUAUCCUCAAGCAGCUAACCUCGAACCAGUCUAAGCGUCGCUCCCGAGCCGAUCUGACUGCAGAGAUGAUCAGUGCCCCUCUCGGGGACUUCAGACACACCAUGCAUGUAGGUCGUGGCGGCGAUGCCUUUGGGGACACCUCAUUCCUGAGUACCCGGUCUGGGGAGCCCCCUAAAGAACCAGCUCCAGAGGUGCAGCAGAUCUCCCCUGGACCUGUCCCCAAACCAGGCCUGCUGUCCCGAACCUUCAGGAGCAGUAAGCGCUCCCAGUCGGUGAACCGUGGCGAGAAUGCGUUGGAACCCCCUGGUGGCUCGCCAAACUUUGUGAAAAACGCCAUCUCACUGCCCUACCUCAACGACGAUGAUGCGGGCAGGAUGGGCGGUGGUCCCCGGAUGCCCAAGAGCGUCUCCUCCAGCCCUCUGAAGAAGCUGCCCGAGGUCGAAGGAAUCAGAAAACCGGUCAACGGUGCCGCGGCCAUGGACCUGGAGUUCGAUGAGCGGAACUUCGGAGAACUGACUGACCUGCCACCGUCCCAUCUUCGAGGUGGUGGGAUGAAGCAUGCGGAGUCCAUUAUGUCGUUCCACAUCGACCUGGGUCCCUCUAUGCUGGGAGACAUCCUCAGCGUCAUGGAGAAGAAGGGCUGGGAGGAGGACGACCUGGGAUACGAGGAGGGGAAGGGCAGCGAGGGCCGUGGGUCACCCCCCCUCAGUCCUCCCACCACGGAGGACAAUGUUGAGGACCAGGUGGAUCUACAGCCGCCAGUCAGGCCCCCACGCAGCACCUAUCCCCAGCAGAAAAUCAUGGCAGACCCCCCCAACACCCCUCCCAGGAACUACCACAGCCACCUGGACAGCUGCUCUUUUUCCUCCUCCGGCUCCGCCGCUCUUGAGGAGAAACCACUCCACCACAUGCAGGAGGGGGACACGGACAGCGCCAAGUACAGCUCUCCGGGGGUUGGGGGGGAGGAUGACAAAGACUUCUCCUUCAUGGACGAGGACGAAGAUGAAAUCAGGGUGUGAAACAAAACAGGGCUGUAACACCACCGACACAGAACGUGAUUUAUAAAGACACCAGAACAUGGUUUGCGAGGACACGGCUGGAGAUGCGUAUUCUUCAUGAGUUUUGAAGCUAGUACAAGCCUGGGAGGGAAGGGUUGGUGCACCUACAUUUUUACAUAUGGAUCUAUCCAGAGAAUCUCUAUGUGCACACCUUAUUCUGCUAUACUUCCUGUAUUAGGAUUCAAUCACUCACCAUCUGUUACUGAGCCUUAUUCACUCCAGUGUGUGUGUGUGUGUGUGUUCUACAGUUCACGGAAAACAAAAUGCCUGUCCUAUGAGUCCUUUUACUCUAGCCAUUACAGAAUUCCACACACACACACACACACACACACACACACACACACUAGUUAUUGGUUUGAGGGUUUCCUUUUGUAGAAAUACGAUCUGUCAUUAUGAUUAUCUAAUCCCACAGUUCCAAUAUGUCAUCAGUGUGUUUAUGCUUUAAGGGGGCACAUCUCAAGGAUCUCAACCCUCAUAUCCACUUAUAUCCAACAUGAACAUAUCCCACCCACACCCCCAUUGUCUUUUCAUCCAGAGGAUUUCCCUUCCCUAACAUUCCUUAUAGCGCAUUAAUAAGGAAGGGAAAGCCAACCACCAACCAGCGGUCUUCACACUGUCACAUUUUUUAAAAGUGGAAGUAUGGAGGUUGACCGAGGUCACUUUUGAUCAAACGGCAGUCCUCCUCGAGGGAGGUGUGAUGCGUUAGGUGGAGGCCGGGUCAUAUGAUGUAAUGGGAUGAACGGUAUGUUUCUCACACAGCUUUGGAGGAAGGAAGAGGGGAAAAAGAAAUGAAGAAGAGAAAAGUAUCCCAGGGUUUAGCUAGCGUAGCCGCAUAGCCUUGGGGCCUUGAAUUAAUUGUGUGUGUUGAGUGAAGUGAGAAUCGUGAGAUGCAGUUAAAAUAUUGGUUUGUUAAUGUUCAGAAGUUUAAGUUUUUUUUUUCUACGUUUAUACAUUGUAUGCACAUACAUACAUAAUUGGUCUUCUACAUCAUUGGUUUGUCUUCUAGCAGGUUCUAAAUCAAUGUCACAACUUGGUGGUUCAUUAUUCUAACCAUUAGUCAGCUUUAGUGUCAACUGUUCACUUACAAUGGACCAGUUUUCUAAACAUGCUCUAUACAUGCCCAACACACUCUGAUGUCAUAAAUGAGCCAACAGUUUCAUUUGUUAGUAACUACUUAUUGGAUGUGCCCUGUUUUAAGUCACCAUUUUGAUUAAAGGGAGCUUUGUUAAAGUUAGGGUGGAUUUUGGAGAUUUUAGUUCAUCCAAGCCUAAGGUACUAUCCAACCCAGUGAGACAAUUUAGGCCUUAGCUUUGGAGUUGUUUGUUAGGCCAUGAGUCCAUGACACUUUGUUAGCUCAGAUCAAUGGACUCAGUAGAAACAUAGAAACACACACAACAACACUGAUCUCAGUCAUAUUUCCCCUGCUAGCACUGCCAAGGUAUAGCAAGAUGGCUCACUCCCUAAAACACUACUGUACAUAAAGAAUCACUUUUUUUUUAGUUUUCAUGUACAUUUUUCUCUCUUUUUUUUGGCUUUACUUAUUAUUAAGGACAAAUGUCAAUUUUGCUAAGAAAAUUUGCCCUUUUUGUUGCCGCUUUCGUGUCCAGUAGCACUUUUAUUGUACAUAUGUUUUAGAAACCGAUUUUAAAAGACAAUUUACAGUAGCAGAGAAAGUGGUUGUGAACAAGUGGUGACUGUACAAUAGUAGACUGUCAUGUCUACAGAUGUAGGAUCUUAAUUUGAGCCAGUUUGCUACAAAUAAUCCUGCAGCAACAGGAAAUGUGAGUUAUUAUGUGGAUUAUAAUUCAU
Molecule: messenger RNA, 3193 nt
Organism: Salvelinus namaycush (lake trout)
Lineage: Eukaryota; Metazoa; Chordata; Actinopteri; Salmoniformes; Salmonidae
Gene: cdc42ep4b
Product: CDC42 effector protein (Rho GTPase binding) 4b
Exons: 2
Coding region: 323-1345 (340 amino acids)
Source: RefSeq, a predicted model, not a curated record